Diaporthe batatas is the source of this 1350-nucleotide messenger RNA. RefSeq lists its product as uncharacterized. Bases 1 to 1350 code for a protein of 449 amino acids. Lineage: Eukaryota; Fungi; Ascomycota; Sordariomycetes; Diaporthales; Diaporthaceae. The transcript has a single exon. The record is from RefSeq and is a predicted model, not a curated record.
AUGGUGCAAUCCAAGCCCAGCGAGAGCUGGGGUGGCCUCGACAGUCUGAACUCCACCUCGGGCCAGCUGUACGAGCAGAUCCGGCACGUGCUGGACUCGGCCGACCUCCCGCACCUGGAGCGCCUGGCCCUGGCCGCCCGCAGGCGCGCCGACGCGCACCUCGAUCAAACGGUCGCCUGCUCCAUAGACCCCUCCGUAUUCUCCUAUGGCUUCAACAGCGUGGUCUUCGAGGUCGCCUUCUCGGACGGCGUGUACUGGGUCGCAAAGGUGCAGCACGCGCCCCUGGACGACGACGACGUCGUCUACGCGCUGAGCGAGAUCGCGACCGUGAGGCUGGUUAGGGAGCGGACGACUAUCCCCGUCCCACGCGUGUUUGGGCACCAGAUGCGGCCGUCGGGGGGGGAGGGCGAGUUCGGGUUCCCGUUCAUCCUGAUGGAGUUUAUGCCGGGGCGGGACGUCGGGGGCCCACUCGCGCGAGACGUCCCGGUAGAGUUCCUGUCCAAGGUUGCCGGGCAGCUGGCGGACGUCCUGUCCCAGCUGGAGAGCAGGCUUUCUUUCCCGAGUAUAGGUAUACUGUGGUGCGGUGAUGACUGUGACGCGCCGCCCGAGAUUAUCCCCCUGCCUUCUAAAGACUAUGACGGCUCCCUCGACAAUUCUAGCUCGCCACAGACGUCGCUGGAGUGGUUCUACAACCAGAGGCAAGAGGAGAAUGAGGAGGUCAUGCAGAAUCACCCAGACGACCCGGAGUGGAAUACCGCCUGCUGGGUUCUUAAAGACGCCCUGUCCCACAUCAUCGCCGGGGACAGGGUCCGUGGGCCAUUUCCGCUCUGCCACAUGGACUUCCACCACGGAAAUCUCCUCUUUGACGAAGAGUUCAACCUCACGGGCGUCAUAGACUGGAGCAUGGCGCAGACGGUGCCCCUGGAGCGCCUGGCCGUGUCGCCAGAGUUUAUAGCCGGCCCGUUCUUCCCGCAGGAGCACAAGGACGGUGUCGCCAGGCUCUUGGGCUUCAUGAGGGAGUCCCUGCGGGACAUGCAGCAGGACUCGAGGUCUGGAGGGGUCACGGGUGGCCACGACCGGGCGAAUCCUAAGCGCCGCUGUGGUCGCGACGCUGAUGAGGAAGUUGAAGAAGAUGACGCGGGUGGGGAUGGGGCCGGUCUGCACGGCGCUGAGCAGACCACACUUGCUGACAUUUUCGGGACGGUGCAAGCUGAGAUCGCAAACAGGUGUGCGCUCAGCAACCCGCGUGUGGCCUUGCCGUACGGCCGAGCGGUUCAGGAGCUUGUCUACGGUCAGCAUGUCUCGUGGGAGCAAAUGGUGCUAGCCUUUGGCGAAAAGAAAUUGCAUUGA